Molecule: messenger RNA, 1371 nt
Organism: Volvox carteri f. nagariensis
Lineage: Eukaryota; Viridiplantae; Chlorophyta; Chlorophyceae; Chlamydomonadales; Volvocaceae
Exons: 5
Coding region: 1-1371 (456 amino acids)
Source: RefSeq, a predicted model, not a curated record
AUGGACAAUGUUCAAAACCGGAUCAUUCGAGAUGGAGCUCACUUACCAUCUACAUGCAGCACUAGUGGUCGUCAAUCAACAGACAAUUUCCAGCAACUUACAAGAUGUUUUGCGAGCGGUAAGGGCUCCAGAUCCAGGUCCAUCCUCUACGACGCACGAUGGGAUGUGUACGGCGAGUUCCAGGCUAAAUGGGACAAAGCCAACGCCGAAGCCGCCGCCCUGGCGGAGGAGCUGGCGGGGCCGCCGCCGAAGCCCCGUCGGGCCGGUUUCGGCCCCAAAGCCGACGCCGCCGUCAACGGUGGCGAUGGCACCGCCGCGGCCAACCGGCCACGGCGCAUCGCGCCGCCGGUGGUGCCGGCGGACGUGGACUGGCCGCCAGGGUACGGCGAUCUGCUGCUGUCGUACUUGCAGACGGAGCUGCCGCUGGCCGCUGAGGAGGCGGCGCAGAUGGUGGAAGCGGCGAGGCGGGGUCUGCUACCCGCGAGCCGAGAGCUCAUUCGUACACGCUACAUGCACCUCCGGGAUUUGGAGCCCCGGUUUCCCGGCUUCAUCGCACGUUCCGCAGUGCUCUCCGAGCCGCGUCUCUUGCGCCACUCCGCCGCCAAGCUCAUGCGCGCCAUGCUGGUGUUCCAAGAUCUCUGGUCUGUGCGUCCCGUGGGGCCGCUCAUGGCGCACAUUGGCAAGUUCAUCGUCGAUGACCCAGUAGGUCUAGCACACCGGAUCCACGCACUUACUCGUGCGUUGCGGUCGGAACUCGACGUAACGCUCGACCCGCGACGACUGACCCCUGGGUCGGUUUUCCUGUCCGCCGCGCCGUAUGAACUCGACGCACGCGUCGCCGCCGUCGCCACGAUUUUCGGACGCCAGGGAGGGCAAAGGCUGCUGGCAGCGGAUUUAAACGUGCUGCGCUACGCGCUGCAGGAGUUAAAUUCCGCCGUGUUGGCGUUACGUGCCGUGUUUGCAGCGCGUGGGUACGGCAAGCCGCGGACGCAUCACGUUGGUACGGCAGCGGGUGCGGCGGAAGCCGCGGCUGAUCGGGCAUAUGUUACGGAGCUUUCCUUGGCGUUUCCGGGGGUGUUGGCGUUACCGGGCCUGUACGGAGAGGAAGGGGUGGCGGCGCUGGUGGAGGGUUUGGCGACAGCGGGUGGCGAGCGGUACGGGGGGGAUGCAGGCAGAGCGGCGUUGCUGGAGGACUUGGCGGCGCGGCCUGAGGUGUUGAGGACGGCGGCGGAGGCUGCGGCGGAGGUGUUGGCGGCGGCGGGAGGUCAGUCGUUGCAGAUACGGGAGGCAGUACGGCGUUUGGCGGGGGAAAUAGGGUGGGGAAAAACUGGGGACCCGGAGGUGGCGGCGGCACGGGGCUCUCUGGCUUGA